Pocillopora damicornis (cauliflower coral) is the source of this 3122-nucleotide messenger RNA. Its product is annotated as protein Wnt-7b. The record is from RefSeq and is a predicted model, not a curated record. Gene Ontology annotation, cellular component: extracellular region. NCBI's taxonomy places the organism in Eukaryota, Metazoa, Cnidaria, Anthozoa, Scleractinia, Pocilloporidae. Gene Ontology annotation, biological process: multicellular organism development; neuron differentiation; cell fate commitment. Gene Ontology annotation, molecular function: frizzled binding; cytokine activity.
AGUAUCACUCAGUCGACAGGACGAGAUCGCUUAUUCUGCUAAUGAUGAUCUGUCGCUACGAAGACGAGAAGCGUAUCAGAUACCAUCAGACGUCUCAAAAUACUUCAACUCGCCAAGCAACGCGAUUUUGGGACGCAAACGGCUAGAUUACUUUUGGAAUCGAUCAUAAUAGCGGUCGCACUUUUCAACUUUAAUAAACAACAAAGAAACGUUUAAUUAGUGAAGGUUUGAGUGGGUAAUUGUACUAGAAUUUUCAACGAGGCCGGGGCAACGUUUCCUUCUUCAAAACGGAUUUAGCGAAAUUACCAACACUCAUUCCUCGGGACAGUUGGAGUUUAUUGAUCAAAUUAUACAUGACUGUCUGAUAGCUGAAUGUAUUACCUACAACCAUUCCGUGGUUUCCGGCCCUUGAAAAUUUGAAUUCGGUCUUAAGUCGGGGGUUUUGUUUUGACAAGCUUUUUGUUUCGAUGUUAUUAGUUGAUUUAUUGGGAAAAUAGAGGCGAUCUCGGACAAAGCAUACAGGAACCAAUCAGAGGGCGUUGUUGUUCAAGCCCCAUUCUUCCGGCCGAUUGCCUUGUUUCGGUUCAAUUUAAUCGCGAAAUUGCCAAGAUUACUGGUGUGUGAAGGCGUUCAUGCGGUGAGAUCUGUUGUUGGUUGUCGAUAAGUACCAUCUUGACCUCGAGCGCUUCAUAAGUAUACCAGAAGUGUUUGCCCCAGUUUGUUAAAUCAACGCUACUUGAGAACGUGCGAACAGGUCCGCGGGAACGAGAGCGCGAAAACCGCGACGUGAAUCAGUUCAAGUGAAAACUUCAAGCGACCUCUUAGAUUGACAGAUACAAGCCAUUAAGCAAUCACACAAGUCUGCUCAUCGCAAGCUUUUCAGUGAGACACUUGUAAGCUAAGCCGAGUUCGACAACUGAACGGGCCUCAUACAAAAAACGACAUGGAGAUUGCGCGUGUCUGUCUCUUCUUCUUUGUUUCACUCAUCGUUCUCGCUGCGAUAGACGGUCGUAAAAGAACCAGGUCACCUCGCAGCCAAGAUGCCUUGAGCUUUUGUUCAUGGCUCAAGGAUAACCAACAAAAGAAGUGCGAAGCGCAACCUCUGCUCGGCUUGUCCGCGCGAGAUGGCGUCGAACUGGCGUUAAAAGAGUGCGGGAAUAUUUUCAAGGAUCGUCGAUGGAACUGUUCAGGUGUUACCAUUGCAGACGUUUUUCAAAGGCAAAGAAUGCUCAAAGCUGACAACAGAGAGAGUUCUUACUUGCACGCUAUAGCGUCUGCAGGAGUGACCUUCCAGAUAACCAAGGGCUGCAGCCAGGGAAACUGGGAUGACUGUGGCUGCGAUUCUAAGCCCACAGGGAGAGGAAAAAAAGAAGGGGAGGCCAGCUGGGAAUGGGGUGGAUGUUCGGAGAACUAUCGGUACGGCUACGAGUACUCUACCAAGUUUAUGGACCCGGGCAAGAACGCCGACAAAACCUUAUCAAACCAUCUCGUAAGACACAACAAUGAGGCUGGAAGAAGGGUUAUCAAGGAUAACAUGGGCAAAACGUGCAAGUGCCAUGGUGUUUCUGGUUCAUGCACUGUCCGGGUUUGUUGGCGAACCAUGCCUAAGAUGGAAAUAGUUGCUUCCAUACUACGAAAAAAAUUUGAUAAUGCUGUGAGGGUGAAACUAAACAAAAACAAAACCAAGCUCACGAGGAUGCCUCGACCACGAAGAGGCCGUAAAAGGAAUACAAACAACAAAAGACCCCCGCCGGCAAGUCUCGUUUAUGCCGCUGUCUCGCCGGACUUUUGCCGAGCUGACAAGAAAUACGGAGUUCUGGGCACGGUUGGAAGAACGUGCAGUAAGUCAUCGCUUGGCACGGACAGUUGUCCCAUGUUGUGCUGCGGACGAGGCUAUAACACUGUUAACAGAGUGAGUGACGUCAAAUGCAACUGUGCCUUUAUCUGGUGCUGUCAGGUGAAGUGUGAUUUGUGCAAAGAGGAGUGGAUCGAACACACUUGCAAAUGAGGCUGAGUGACGUUUUUGGAAAUCAAAUAUGGAUUAAAUUAUCAUGUGUUUUUACUCAUUAUCCACGUGGAUUUUAGAGUAAACAACUAGACGUUGAAUCUUCAUUUUCAUGGAACGUGUUUUGGAAAGACAGCACUGAAAAGGCGACUUUAUAACCCUUGUACAAGAUCCAGAGGACACAUAUUGACCUCCUUUGAGCCACUGUGACGAUUGCAAAUUACUUGAAGAGGAAAACUUUUUACCUGGAGCCCAAGAAUGGAUUGUUUGUUUUAAUAGUGUACAGCAGCAAGUUUUUCUCAACUACCACACAUGUCAAGGAAAAUUAUUUCAAACUUUCUACCGGGAUCGAAAAAAUGUACUUCUCACGAUCACUUUCCAGGGAAAAUACUUCGGGAAAAAUUGUCAAGAAAAAGUUGAAAAUGUAAUUUCUGAUUAUCGUCGCCCAGUUUUUGGGAACAGACCUCGUACAACCGCCUCGUUUCUUAGAGUAGUGGUGUUUGCACAGUGUAUGUAUUUAUGAGAACUUGUAUAGAAAUCUAAACGUCUGAAUUACUCACAUACUUUCACAAAUUUUUUUUCUCUCUCUGAUUUAUCCUUCUCAAAUCAAUUCAGUAAAUCAAAUUCUAAGGAACAAACUCUGUGCGGAAGACACAACAACAGUCAACGCAGAUGUCCGUCAUUCUCUCGCGCUAAAAGCUUCUCAAAGUUAGCACGACGUCACUAUCACAGUCGCGUUGCUAUGGAAUCCAAGAUUUUUUGAAAUUAUUACCCAGAGAGCAGCUGAUUUUAAACUGUCUUGUACAAAAAAUGCAAGAUUCUUAUCGAAGGAAAAAUGCCAGAAUGCACUCUUCUAACUGUGAAGAGAACAGGUUAAGUGAUAAGAGGCCUUCAAAAUAUAUUUCUUCGUGUAUAAAAGGUUUUUUUCCUUCUAAUCUAAUGUCACGGGGUUUAUAACCGACACGAUGCAAAGAACUGUUUAUGAUAUAUUUCUGUGUAUACGAGCCUUUAUUUAUGAAGAUGACACCUCAGAUAGAAAACCGGUGUUUCAACACAUUGCAUUUUAGAAUAGGAUGACUAAAAUCACAAAAGAAAUGAAAUAAAUCUAAAAAAAAUU